GGGGGCGUGUAAACUGGCGCGGGAGCGCGCAGGAGGGAGGUUCAGCCGGCGGACAGUAUUUGAGACCCAAUGGCCGGGACAGCGCAGCCAGCAGCGCCGGGGGUCCGAGACCAGGACAGCAGAGAGUCCUCAUCUGCGCGGCUGAGCGAGAGAUGGGGAACUGACCACAGAGCAGAGAAGGGUGGGAUGGGCCAGGGCAAUAAAAUUAACGCGACGAAAAAUUUAAUUUCAAGUAUGCCUCAGAUAAAAGCACUUAAAUAAAGCGACCGAAAAGACUGGGUUGUUGUACCGGGAAGGGAGUUAAAAAGGUAGCCGUUUGUAAGAGAAGAGGAGCGACUAUUGGACGAGAGGCUGAAACACCUGUUUCUUCUGGCGGAGUCUGACCCAUCCUGGGCGCUUAAGCGAAACCUGCCGAUUUUACUUACAAAAUAACAACCAAGUGACAGAACAAAGUUUUCCUGCCAGGGUGUGACUUAUAUUUAUUUGAAGGGCAGCUUGACCAUAAUGCGUUAUUUAUUUAUACGGGUUUAGCGCUUUUCAGACUCAGAGCUGGCGGAAAGGGCAGAGCGGCUACUCAGAAAUAAAAUGUCUUUCAAGUUUCGGGAAUGUCUUCAUCGCAGAAUAAAUCAUCAACCAGGUGACAGAGAAGGGUGACGGCAAGGUGCAGAGCUGAUGUGGACGAGGCGCUGCCUGUAACUCGGAGUGGCCGUUGGCGGAUCCUCCGAUUCAAAUGGCAGCGGGAGCUCGAGAGGGAGCUCGUGCGGUGGGCUAAGACGCUCCGCGACUGGGACCCCGCGCCGCCAGCCCCGUCACCGGAGCUCGCGCCAAUGCCGCUGACGGUUGGUCCCGGACUGGUCCGGCUCGGCCUGCUCUCGCUCUGCGGCUGGCUGCUGGCCCAGGGCUGCGGGCCGGGCCCCGGUCACGGCCGGCGCCCGAAGAUGCGCAAGCUGACCCCCAUCCCCUACAAGCAUUCGGUCCCCAACUUCUCCGAGAACAACCUGGGCGCCAGCGGGCGAGCCGAGGGCAAGAUAACGCGCAGCUCGGAGCGCUUCAAGGACCUGGUCGCCAACUACAACCCCGACAUCAUCUUCAAGGACGAGGAGAACACGUCCGCCGACCGGCUCAUGACCAAGCGCUGCAAGGACUGUGUGAACGCCUUGGCCAUCGCAGUGAUGAACCAGUGGCCUGGGGUGAGGCUGCGUGUCACAGAGGGCUGGGACGAGGACGGCCACCACCCGCCCAACUCACUCCACUACGAGGGCCGAGCCGUAGACAUCACCACCUCUGACCGGGACCCACGCAAGUAUGGCACGCUGGCUCAGCUGGCGGUGGAGGCCGGCUUCGACUGGGUCUACUAUGAGUCCAAGUCACACGUCCACUGCUCCGUCAAGUCAGACCACUCUGUAACUGUGGAAAAGGGGGGCUGCUUUCCUGGCUCAGCGCAGGUCAGCCUGGCUGGGGGUGGACAGGUGUCUCUGUCAACCGUAUCCUCAGGGAUGCAUGUCCUGGCUGUUGACAAGGCAGGCCUAUUGGUUCCUAGCCGGGUCCUGUUGUUUCUGGACCGGGAUGCAGGUAGGAAAGCCUGCUUCAUCGUCUUGGAGACCAAGGAAGAAACCCGACUCCGACUCACCCCUUCCCACCUGCUCUUCCUGUCCUCCAAGCGGACUCUGGACCUGAGUCUGUACCAGGCCUCAUUCGCCAGUGAGGCCAUGCCAGGAAAGUUCGUGCUGGUGAAGAGUGAGGGUGGAGAGCUACACCCUUCCCAGAUUCUCUCUGUCUCCCUGGAGGAAGAUGUUGGGGUGUAUGCUCCACUGACAGAACAUGGCACCCUAUUUGUUGAUGGGGUGCUGGUGUCCUGUUAUGCAGAGCUGAAUGACCACAGCCUGGCGCACUGGGUGUUUGCACCCCUACGAGUCCUUCUGGCCUUUGCCCAGGAACUGGGGCUCGUGACAUACCAGAGCAGCCUGAGGGCACACUGGAGCAGGGCCAGCCCCAGGGAAUACGCAGCUCGGGGCCCUCUGCUCUCCCUCAGCCGGGGACUGGGUUUCGGGAUUUACCAGCUCACAGAUGACAUAAAGGCACACAGGAGCUGGAAUCAAACCUGCUCAAACCAGACUCUUCAGAAUAGCAGGGCACAGCCGAGUCUGCUGCUUGCAGACCAAGAUCCGGGGGUCCACUGGUAUGCCAGGCUGCUCCACGUCCUGGGGCGCAUGCUGCUGGACCCCAAGAAGUUUCACUCCUAAACACCUCAAUAUGACAAGCUGGACAGCAACACUGGAACUGCUUGCGUUAAACUGUCUGAGCAGAGUCUGGCAAUUUGCCCUUGUCCACAGACUCACCUGCGCAAGACUGUCCAGUUCAGCUGAGGUCCUGAUGCCAGGGUUUGCAAAACGAUUUCCAUUUCUCACAGUAAAGUGCGUGGCUGGAAAAGCCAGAGGCUGUUUUACGUUAAGAAGGAGUACAAAUACUGCCAGCCAGGUAUUACCUUUGUUGUCUUAAAGAAGAUAUUGGAAUUUGGGCUAGUACCAACCAAAAGCUUUAUUUUUAUACUUUCUGAAUGAUAAUAUAUACAGUAUGUCAUAUUAUUGUAAUUCUUCAACUUUAAUGAUGGUCUCACAUUAUUUGUAAUACCAAGUGUUUAAAAAAGUGUCAAUUAAAAUAAUUAUAAUUAU
Molecule: messenger RNA, 2672 nt
Organism: Lepisosteus oculatus (spotted gar)
Lineage: Eukaryota; Metazoa; Chordata; Actinopteri; Semionotiformes; Lepisosteidae
Gene: dhh
Product: desert hedgehog signaling molecule
Biological process (GO): regulation of gene expression; cell-cell signaling; intein-mediated protein splicing
Molecular function (GO): calcium ion binding; patched binding
Source: RefSeq, a predicted model, not a curated record